GCGGGCGCGCGGCCGGAUUUGAAUCGCCCAGCGCCGCGCGGCUGUUCCGGUACCGGCCCCGCGUCCGGCCCCGGCGCCGGCCGAGGCCCCGCCAUGCCCAUCCGGGCCCACUGCACCAUCUGCUCCGACUUCUUCGACAACGAGCGGGACGUGGCGGCCGUGCCCUGCGGGCACACCUUCCACCGCGCCUGUCUCAUCCAGUGGUUUGACACAGCACCAAGCCGGACUUGCCCGCAGUGCAGAAUCCAGGUCAGCAAAAGACACAUCAUCAGUAAGCUGUUUUUUGAUGUUGCCCUGGAGGAGCAGGCAGCACCGGAUGCAGAGACCUUGCAGAAUGAACUGGACAAGGUGAAGGCUCAGCUCUCCGUGAAAGAGAAAGAAAAGCGGGAAUGCCAGGCUGUUGUGGAUGGGCUGAGGGACACUCUGGAUGUGCGCAAUGCCACAAUAGAGUCGCUCCAGAAGGUGCUGGGAGAGACAGAGAUGCUGUGCUCCUCUCUCAAGAAGCAGAUGAAAUUCCUGGAGCAGCAGCAGGAGGAUAACAGAAGUUCAAAGGAGGAGGCCCGCCGUCUGCGAAACAAGCUGAGAACCAUGGAGCGGAUUGAGCUAUUGCUUCAGAGCCAGCGCCCCGAAGUGGAGGAGAUGAUCAGAGAGACGGGAGUUGGGCAGGCAGCGGUGGAACAGCUUGCUAUCUACUGUGUCUCGCUGAAAAAGGAAUAUGAAAACUUGAAGGAGGCUCGGAAGAUCUCUAGUGAGAUGACAGAGAAGCUGAAGAAGGAGCUGUUUUCUGUCAAUAGCAAGCUGCAUAAAACUGUUUCAGAGUUGGAGAAGACAAAGGAGGAGUUAAAAAGUACCCAGAAGGAUCUGAAGAAUGCAGACAAGGAGAUCUUGAGUUUGAAGAAAAAGAUAGACAUCCUGCAGGAUACUCUGAAGGUCCCAUCUGUAACCAGAGAGACACUCAGUCGACUAGUCUUUGAAAGCCCUGCUCCCGUAGAACUGCGGCAUCCGAAGCUCCACCGUCCGGCCCACAGUGAUGAGAUCAAUCUGGAUGCUACUUUUGAUGUGGACACCCCUGAACACGAGCCCUGCAGAUCUCUCUUCAACCCUGCAAAAAGGCAGAAGCUGGAUAAAAAGCCACUUCCCGUGGUAAAUCUGGCAAAGAAAGUUCUGAAGGAAACAGUGGAGAACUGGGCAGAUGAUCUGGAGGAUGAUGCUCUUAAAGGACUCUUGCCAGCAUUCAUCAGGAACUCUGUUCUCUCCAAGAAGCCAGCUUCGGGUAGCUUGCUGGGUCCCCACAAGAACAUGGGCACUGUGAGAAUGGGAUACGAUGGCUUGGGAGGCAGAACAAAGUUCAUACAGCCUACAAACCUGGCAGAAAUCCGCCCAUUAGCAGUGAGGAGCAAGAAGAAGAAUGUCUCCAGGCCGGCGUCUGCAGCAUCCUUGGCAUCUUCCUCCAGCAGCAGCCAAGCCAGACUGGACAGUUUCCUGCAGUGAGAGCCCCUGCCUUCCCGGGGAGCAGCUGGGCAGGGCGGCUGCAGGGCAGAGCACCCUCGCCUAGAGCCUGGCACGAAGCAAUGCGCAACCACUGCUGUGCGGAGGGCUGUUUGCAAAGCACCGGCACUGUGUUGUGGGUGAGAUGAGCUGCCCUGGGGAGAAUGCCAGCCUUGCAGCAAGCCGACAGGAGACCAAGCCUCUGGCUAAUGCUUGGACUGAUUUUACCCCCCCCCCCCCGCCCCGUCGUUUUACCCCUCCUUCCUCCUGUUUUCAUGAAGAAUAAACAAGGUUUUCUCAUCUUCUGGCCCGCUCAGCGCUCUACACUUGCUGCUGCUGUCGAGUGCUCUGACGUCGGGUGGAACUGCACUUCGUGGAUGCAGCUGCAAGCUAGGGCUUCAGGAAGGAUAUCUGGGAUGUAAGUCUGGAGCAAGAACAGGGAGAAGGGACCUGGAGCAGCUCUGUGCCUGGUGUAAAUAGUUCCAAGAAGGUUUCCUGGAGGAAGAAGCGUGCACAGGGCAGGGCAGCCCUGGCCUGUGUUGCUGUAGGGUGGCUGUAUGUUCAUCAAAUUAAAUACCUUCUCUCUGCUGCAGGUCUGUGUGGGUUGGGGAGACCCACAGACAAGCCUGGGGGAUGUUCUGCCUUGCCCUGGCUUGGGCCAUGAAGUCCACUGCAUUUUUGCAGACUUGGCACUGAAAUUGCUGACCUGGGGAGGAGGGUGUUGGGGCUGACCCCCUGCCCUGCUUGCAAACGGGGAGAUUGGUGUGCUGAUGUGAACUCUCUUCUUGGCAUGUGUUGGUGUGAAACUCGUUUAUGAAUUUCUAUUUUUUUUAAUGAGCUUGUAGGGGUUUUUGUUCUCUUGUAACUGGUUUGCCUAGUGAUUUGAGGGUUUGGAAUGGCCUGAAGAAGUGCUGGAGAACUGCUCCCCUUCAAGAGAGGGGGCGACUGAUGGGGCAGAACCUGUCUGGGGUUCUUCAGCUUGGAGACACGGGACAGGAGAUCCCCCCUUGCCCCACGGCUGUAGCAGGGCUGUUCAAGCGGCUGGGAAUAGACUUGGUGAGGUACCUCGCUACAGCACUCUGUGCUGUACAAAUCUGUGGUGUUUCCAACUUCCAGUUGCUUCAGGCUGAGAAGCCUCAGUACCUGGCCUGGCCAAAAACAUGUUUUUAGGGAAUAAAGUAUACUGCUGUGCACACUUGUUAACACAA
This is a messenger RNA of Aquila chrysaetos chrysaetos, 2696 nucleotides long. RefSeq names its product TRAF interacting protein (gene TRAIP). Gene Ontology annotation, molecular function: zinc ion binding. Lineage: Eukaryota; Metazoa; Chordata; Aves; Accipitriformes; Accipitridae. The coding region runs from base 94 to 1491 and encodes 465 amino acids. The record is from RefSeq and is a predicted model, not a curated record. The transcript has 15 exons.